Molecule: messenger RNA, 2630 nt
Organism: Pleuronectes platessa (European plaice)
Lineage: Eukaryota; Metazoa; Chordata; Actinopteri; Pleuronectiformes; Pleuronectidae
Product: tumor necrosis factor ligand superfamily member 10
Exons: 7
Coding region: 1-1041 (346 amino acids)
Biological process (GO): immune response
Cellular component (GO): membrane
Molecular function (GO): tumor necrosis factor receptor binding
Source: RefSeq, a predicted model, not a curated record
AUGGACGUCCCUGGUGGACAGAGAGUCGGCUCCUCCUCCUCUUCCUCCUCCUCCUCCUCCUCCUGGGCGCAGGGGACGGGGAGGGUAGAAGCGAAGGAGCCAGCUCUCUGCCAUUGUUCUUGUUCUGGAGGUCCGGGGACGGGACGGGACGGCGCUGGUUGGGAACCCGGACGGCGCUCGGUCGCUAUGACGGGCUCCGGUCCGAAGCUCGGGGUCCUGCUGCUGCUCGCGGUGCUGCUGCAGACUGUGGUCGUCACCAUCACCGUGCUGCACUUCACCACGGCGCUCAACGCGAUGAAGGAGACGUUUGCCAGGAGCAGCGUCUCCUGCCUGACGGGCGCCGACCUGCAGAGCGUCACGGUGGUUCGAGGGGAUCCGUGCUGGCAGGUCACUCAGCAGCUCCACCUGCUCAUCGAGAAGUCUCUGUCUCAGCGCUACCAGCGGCAGAUUUCCUCGGCAGUAAGAGAUGAGGUGUCUCGGGUGCUGCCCUCACUUGUGAUGGAGGACAGGGCUUCACCUCGCCCCAAAGUGGCGGCUCACGUCACCGGCAGCUUCGUGCCCAAACUGGAGCGAGAGGGCGACGCCCCGGUCUCGGCGGGGGGGCGGCGGGUUCAGGGCCAGAAGAUCUCGUGGUGGGAGGGGCAGAAGGGGCUGGCCUUCCUCCAGGACGUCCAGCUGGUGGACGGGGAGCUGGUGGUGCCGCAGCCCGGCCUCUACUACAUCUACGCCCAGACCUACUUCAGACACACGGCCUCUCUGGAGGAGGAGGACGAGGACGGGGAGGAGGUGGAGGACAGAGGGAGGCCCCUGCUGCAGUACGUCUACAAGAAGGUGAGCUCCUACCCGGUUCCCAUCCUGCUGAUGAAGACGAGUCGGACCUCCUGCUGGUCCCGGGGCUCCCAGUUCUCCCUGCACUCCGCCCACCAGGGGGGGCUGUUCCCGCUGAGUGCCGGCGACCGCCUGUUUGUCACGGUGACGAACGCCUCCGCCGUGGACAUGGACGAGAAGAGCAGCUUCUUCGGUGCUUUUCUCAUCAGCUAGAUGACCAGCAGGGGGAGCUGUGGUCACGAUUGUGUCGCUCAUUGACUCCUCCUCCUCCUCCUCCUUCUCACUCGUGAAGUGAAAAACUGACGCUAGAAGUCGCAGGUUCGUUCAGAAUCUCAACCGAACACUGGAGUUGUCGGUGAAGACUUAAGACGAACGCGAGGUUGUGUAUAUGUGUUGAUUUUAAAAGUAUCCGAGUGAACGUGACCCAAAGAGAAAGUUCUGCUCCACAAACUUUUCUUGGACACGUCCGUACACUCACGUAAAGUCGUGCACUUACGUUUAAUCUACUGCUUCUUCGUCACGUUUGCUCGACAUGGAGUUCACAUCGAGCCGCGGUCUGCAGCUGCUCUUUAAUUCCGGCCACAAGUGGUUCUUCAAUCCACAGAAACCCACCAAUCACUCAGCAGCGACUUCUCCUCGGCUCAAAGAUGGAUCCUCUCUGUUGUCCCAGGAGGGAUCGACUGUACAUGUUCAUUUCUCACAUUAGAAGUGAACACAUGCAAGCAACAUGUGCCCAGUGGACACAUGGUCGUGUUUACAUGCUCUCAAAGGAGGACAUGUGUGUGAAGCCCAAAACCUCAGAACCCCAAGUUGCCUCGUUUUGACUUCAGCCAGCGUUAAAGUGAUGCAAGAAAAGUUGUAGUAAUUAAGUGUGAGGUGGUUUUACUUCAGCGUGACGUAAGAACUUUAUUAAUUAACUCACCUUUGGCAGACUCCAGAUUCUCCACAAGGGGGCACUGCUGGGAUCUCAGAUAUGCACGCGCCACCUACAGGAGAGAAACAGUCACAGCAACGGUUGUGUACUUUGUAAUCAUUUGUUAUCAAUUUCACGACAAGGGUUCAGUGUUUUCUUCUGAGGAAUGUUUGUGUGUAACCUUCCUCAGAUGGUUCAGCAUUAAAUGAAAGACACGGCGAGGCGCUGACAUCCGCAUGUUGAAGAUUAAAGAAGCAUCUUCAUCACCUCAUCCUUCACGGGUUUGUAAAGUCAAAUUCAAAACACUGCCGCUUGUGUUUUUGUUGGCAGCCGCAUCACAGCCUCUCGCUCGGCUGUCAGUGGUCCAGCGCUCAACUGGUGCAUUAAACGCUGCCUAAUGGUUGGUAUUCCUGGGCAUUCAUGUCAUGUGGGAUCAGAUGCAGAUGUGACCUGCAGACGUGGAGAACAUCACUCACAUCGUCGGCUUCUACUCGUUCUCUAUUGGAGCUCUGCUGCCGUCCAUGUGGCGCAGGGAGCUGCUGGAGUGGAAACUGCAGUGAAGCCUCAGAUUCACAGAGAACAUCACUGAUUAUUGAUUAUUGAACUGAAGGAGAACUGGAGGCAUCGGAGAAUAUAUACGACUGAAGAAGAAAUUCAUCCUGAAUGAAAGACUGAACAUCUCUCUCUCUCAGAAGCUGCGAUAUAAAAUACAAUAAAUGAUCAUGUGCUAAUCAAAAUGUCAUAUUUAAACUUUAAAUGCAUCCUUAACAAAUCAGAAAAGUGGAUUUUAAACAAUAGCACAAUUAUUAAAGUCCAGAAUUAAGUCAGUUAUAUUCACUGGUUCCUUCAGCUCUACUUUGGAAAAUCUAUCAAAAGUCCAGAAAUUCUU